AUGAGCGACACGUCGCUGGACUUCUUACUAUCGGAGAUUCUUAGCCCCGACAAUGUUCAGCGCGCUGCGGCGGAAAAGGAGCUGGAGCGGCGGGGCCUCGAGGUACCCGGGUUCUGCUUCUCUCUUGCUCGCUACUGCCGAACGCUCAUGGGCAACCAGUCCUCGCACGCCGUUGCGCUAGUAGCUUUGGCUGUUCUAAAGCGCAGUGUGACGGCGUCCGAUCGCGCGGAGGAGCUUGAGCAGGUUGUGUCUUCGCUCCUUUCGGAUCUGACCGACAUCGCGGCCCUACCUGGUGGUGCUGCAGCAGCGAUGCGGCAGUGGUCAUCGACGGUGUGCACAACUGUACGGCGCCUUGCCGUUUUGUGCGCUUCACCAACCGCGGCACCAGCCGCCGGCCAGGCCACGACUGGUGCGAUCACGGCGCAGCUGCUCGGUGCCUUUGACCAGUACCCAAACGCUGACGCCAGUGGAUUGUUGUCGGUUUUCAGCCAUGUGUGGCUGUUACGAACCAUGUUUGAGGAGCCGGUGCCAGAGCUGAUGCACGCAUGGUGUGCCGAGCUACUUUUGAAUUGUGCGCCGCCUCUCUUCGAAAUCCUCUGCGCCGGCACAGCCGCAACGCUGAGCAUGGCGUCGUCCGACUCCUCUGCGUUCGCGGCAGAUUCACCGGAGGUUUACGCACGCUGCUCUCUUUUGACCCUCAUUGCCCAAACCCUAGCAGCCCUCUAUGAAUGGCAGUUUGCGUCUAGUGGGCGGAAGCGCUUCCCUGCUGAGCUCAAGCAGCACUUCCUCUCAGCCUAUCCGCUCCUCCAGUCUUUUAUGUGCACCCCAUGCGCGCGCUGGCUGUCAGUGUGCGUCGGCGCAACCUCGUCUGCAAGCGCUCUCCCAUGUGCGCAGGCGCGCGCGGCCAACUUUGCCGCAGCGUCGCUGGCCGCGCUUGAGUACGUAUCGAGCGUACUGCAGUUGGGUGGGUGGUACAAGCGAUGUGUUUCGGCACAGCUCUUUCAGGCGUUGCUGCAGUCAUUGGAAGCUGACGCAGCUUGCUAUGGGGUCGCGCUCUGCGUCGACGUUGAGGAGGAGGCGGAGAGCCUUACAGCCAGCGCUGGGUGGACUGGAUGGCCACACACGGGGAGUGGCGGUGGUGAACAAGGCGAUGACGCUUCGUCGCACAGCUGGACAACAGUGGUGCGCCGGCGCGCCACGCAGUGCUGGUCGCUCUUUCUUGACGCAGCUUUGCUGCCUUUCCUCAAAGUCGGCCUAGUGGAUGUUGUGGGCUACCAAUGCGGGCUACAGUACUACAAGCUGCUGCUGGCCUACGCCGUCCCCUCGCCUGUCGAUGUGGGGUCGUGGCUUCACGACCCAAACACGUUUUUGCGCGAGGAAGAGGAGCGCGAGGACAGAGUGAGGUGGUCAACCCGUAACACUGUCGCACAGCUCUACGCAGACAGCAUAGCAGCUCUUGGCCCACUAUUCCUGCACGCCUCUUUGGAGGACUUGCACGAACGCCUCUUAGCGCCCAUCCCAGACAACGACGGCAGGACGUGCGGUGAUGGACAGACUUCCCUCGCCUAUGAUGGCACGGUAAUGCUCACCGCAUCGCAGCAGCAGCGAGAGGCAGCCCUUUUCUUCAUGGAAACGGUACUUAAGCACCGUUCGAGGCAGUUGCGCGAGUGCGGCGCCGUCGACUUUACGCCACUUGCUACGCACUUGUGGAGCAAUGACGUGGCAAGCGCUUCGGCGCACCCUGGCUUGACGGCCCGGACGCUCAUGCUGAUAGCCGCUAUCGUGCGAUUCACUCACGCGACCCUCGUGGCCACCGAACCGGCCGCCUCCGCAGACGCCGCUGCGGCAACGAACACCGAAGCGGCAGCCGAGGGCUUUAUGGCCACUGUUGUGGCGGACAGCACACACGCAUUGUCACUCUUUACGGGGACGUCAAAGGAGACCAUCGCGGCGUCGUCGUCCUCAUGCACGCCACUAGUCGCGGUGCUCCUUUGCCGAGUUCUGCAACGCACGCUGCCGUAUUGGUCCGAUGUAUUGCUUGCGCAGCACUCUGUUGCGUGGCAGGUCUCGCUACUGGCGCUUCUGUCCUCCGAGGCAGGCCUUACUGAUGAAGCGUUGUACAAUACGGUGGAGCAGUUGACGGAUCUUCUCAAGAUUUCGCGUGCCGCACGGAAAAAGAGCGCUCAGCCCCACUACGGUAGAGUGAGCACUGCAGCUGCAGCUCCGCCGAUGCUCGACGCUCUCCCACGGACGGUGAUGGACUGCUGGCGCCGUCACGUAAGCGAUCCUAACCUCGCGGAUGCCGUACUGGGGUUGCUGCGCCACGUCGUGCGCGACGGCGAAAGCGGCGCAUCGUUUGUGCUGCAGGAGCUGCCAUGGAUCAACGGUGUUCUCAGUGGUUUUGCCGAGUCUACAGCAGAGCUGUGCGCUGUUCCGUACUUUCUGCAUCUGCUCAAGUGCUUGUUUGAACAUGCCCCGGACGAAGUGGCGAACUGUGCUGCUGCCAUGAUGCUAGACAGUCUGUGCCAACUUCUCUUGUGUACCGAGGAGUCCGCGAUCCUUGGCGUGUCGAGCAGUUGCCUUGCCGCUCUUCUGCGUCGCUGUCUUGCAGUGCAGUCGGUGCAGGUGCGCGUUGUCGCGGCAACCGUGGAGGCCGCCAUGGCGGGUGGUGCUACUACCGAUGAAGGCGGCCUCUCCGGAGCUGUUGGUACCACCGCGCGCUUAGCGGACGCUCCUCGCACCGUCUACCCCUUCGCCACCGUCAUCGUCGCCUUUGUCCUUCGCACGCUCGCUGGCCGCCUUGAUGAGGCAUCGCUGAUGGACGUGGGCGAUACUCUCGUGGCCAUUAUGCAGAAGUACACUAGCUUCUCCGAGGCGGAGCUGAUCCGUAUCAUCCACGCUACGGUGCGCCGACUUUCUAUCGUGCGCACCGACACUAUUGCGCAGCAGUUACUGGCUCCUUUGGCCACCUUGAUGGCGCUUCAUCCCGCAGCUCUGCUGCGGACACUGACGCAAGGGGGGUUUCUCGUGGAGACGAUGAGCCGUUGGCUGCCGCGAGUGGAGCACUUCUCGAAUUUGCGCGCCACCUUUGUUUCAUGCGAGGGGCUGCUCAAGAUGCUCUCGUGCUUAUCUCAGCCAUCAUCGUCGCCGAUGCUGACGGCAGAGGAAGCACAGCAGAUGGCGCAGCAGCCGGUGACGUGCCGUUGGCUCCUGCCUGAGGAACUAACCGAGAGCAACAAGGGUUCGCGUAAGGCGUCGCGCAGAGGCAGCAAAGGGGGCUCAGCCGCGGCAACGCGUCGUGUCAUUUUGUCCUCACUCACCCCGGGGACGUCGGUGGAGACGUCGCUGCCAUUGUACGCCGGGGUGCUUGUCGGUGUCGGUCGCGGUCUGCUGGCGUUGCUGGCCGCUCCUCCUGCUGUUCUGUGGCGUGCCAGUCAAGCAGCUGGCGACACCGCGACGCCCGGAACCGGGAUCGGUGCGGGCGUUUUUCCGUCGGACGAGGAUGGUGACGACAGCAACGGACUUUUUCGCGGGGACAGCGUCGACGGCAGUGACCCCGAGGCAGAGGACACGUGGGAAGAGGAUGUGGACAGCUUCUCCGAUGACGAGACUCAAGGUGACGCACGGGAGUUAGAGGCGCCGGACAUCAACGCAUACUCGCCCGAAACGACGGAUCGACAACGGUUGCUGCGCCCAAUGGGUGCACAGAUGCUACCGUGGAUGCAGACACACGGCGCUGAAGUGGCAUCGUUUUUUACUCUUCAAGAGGCACAAACACUGACGUCUUUUUUCACCUCCUGUGCAGCGAGUGGGGAAUGUGGGCCUUCAGCGGCGUGA
Molecule: messenger RNA, 3837 nt
Organism: Leishmania major strain Friedlin
Lineage: Eukaryota; Euglenozoa; Kinetoplastea; Trypanosomatida; Trypanosomatidae
Exons: 1
Coding region: 1-3837 (1278 amino acids)
Biological process (GO): protein import into nucleus
Cellular component (GO): cytosol; nuclear envelope
Source: RefSeq, a predicted model, not a curated record